Messenger RNA from Lampris incognitus (smalleye Pacific opah), 2799 nucleotides. RefSeq names its product zinc finger protein 618 (gene znf618). NCBI's taxonomy places the organism in Eukaryota, Metazoa, Chordata, Actinopteri, Lampriformes, Lampridae. The coding region runs from base 7 to 2799 and encodes 930 amino acids. The transcript is spliced from 13 exons. Gene Ontology annotation, molecular function: protein dimerization activity. The record is from RefSeq and is a predicted model, not a curated record.
AGAGUCAUGAGUGCUCAAGAGGCAGCUAAUCUUGGGAAAGAGCAGGUAGAUGCAGGAAGUGCAGCCACAGAUGGUCCCUCGCCUACCUCAGCCACCACCAACACUAACCCAAAACCUGUCACAGUUAAGAAAGAGCCUGGGACACUUGGGACCAGCAAUGGGAAGGUUGGGGAUGCUAACCCUGCUGAGAUCUGUGUGGUCAUUGGAGGAAAUGAUGGAAGAGGAAGUGCAGGUGGAGCUCGUGGAUCUCAGACCCAGGGUAUGUUUGCCCUUGGUACUCCUCCCCCAACGAAGAGCACAGACUCAUGCAUAGGAUCCUAUGUCUGUGGGGUAUGUGGGAAGAAGUAUAAAUACUACAACUGCUUUCAGACUCAUGUCAGAGCACAUAGAGAAUCAGAUAGCAUGGUUGGAGAUGGUGCACCCCAGCCCCCCAAUAGUAGCUUCCGUUACUCCUGUGAGAUAUGUGGCAAGAAGUAUAAGUACUACAGCUGUUUCCAGGAGCACCGUGACUUGCAUGCAGUUGAUGAUCCAUAUGAACAGGUUGUGUUACCUGCUGAUGACCUUAAAGAGGAAGAGCCAGUUGAACCCUAUCAGAAAAUCGGCCCAAAAACUGGAAGCUAUGUGUGUGAGUUUUGUGGGAAGCAGUACAAGUAUUUCAACCCAUAUCAGGAACAUGUGGCUCUUCACACACCGAUGGGUCGCUCUUUCGAUAUGAAAUCACCUCGUGUACAGCAGAGAGGGAACAUGGAUAUCAGUAAAUACAGUCACAGCCAGUCGGGUAAGGAGAAAAAAAGUCUCUUCAGUCGGAAGAUGGAGAGUGCAAUGCAGUCUAGCCUGGUUGACACAAACAGUUCACAGAAUUCAAGUGGAACACCAAGCCCUCUGGUGGCGAGCUCCUUCUCUACAUCACAGAAGCCCUACACUUGUGGCGCCUGUGGCAUCCAGUUCCAGUUCUACAAUAACCUGCUGGAACAUAUGCAGUCCCACGCUGCGGACAAUGAGAACCACACCAAAGGGGAGUCUCCAAAGACUUCCCCAGCCUCAGGCUCUCAAGAGCAGCUGUGGAGAGGCCCCCAGGCCCAGGCCCUCCCUUCAGUGCCGCUCCAAGUCCAGCCUCAUAGUCAACCCCAGAGAAACCACUCCCUCAGCCAAAAUAAUGGGCUUCCUGAGAAGGAGCGUCAGCAGGUGGCUGAGCGUCUUUUGCGGGUAAUGUGCUCAGACCUGAGCAUGCUCAAUGUGCUCAACAGCAAGGACUUCCUAAAGUUGGCACAGACCCUGGUAGACACAGGGGCUCGUCAUGGUGCCUAUUCCACCCGUGAUGCCCUUGGGAACAUGAGUGCCUUAGCACUGCGCCAGCUGUCUCGCAUGUACAACCAGGUUAAGGUCAAAGUCACGUGUGCCCUGGGCUCCAAUGCUUCUCUUGGCAUUGCUAUUACUUGCCAUUCCCAGACGUCAGGGCCAGAUGCCUGUUAUGUUUUGACGGCCUACCAGGUUGAAGGCUCAAGACUGAAACGUUAUGUGCUAGGUGUUAGGGAAGCUGAGCUAAGAGAAGGGCCUGAGCAGGUGCACCAUUGGGUUCAGAAUGUGCUCUCAGAGUUUGUGAUGUCAGACAUCCGCACAGUCUAUGUGUCAGAGCCCAGGGUUUGGGCUGCUGGACUUGGCGGCUCACCACUGGGAGGUGGGGGGCGAGGGAGGGUGUGCCUGCGGUGUGCUGGGUGCUCACUUGGUGCAGUGGUCCAAGCUGUCCUCGGAAAGCGCAGCCUCCAGGCACGGGGCCUCCAUGAGCUGGCUGAACUUCUCUCAACAUGCAGGGAUAUCGCCUCGUCCACUAGUCUGGCCCUGCGUGAGGAACCAUCUAACAACACAUCCACAAACAUAACAGAUGAGGGCACACAGGGCAGCCCUGCCCAAUGCCCAACACCUCCUUGCUGGGAUCGCACGGCUGAAGCCCUUCUGCAGGUCCAUGCUCAUUUUGAACAGAUCUGUGAGGCCUAUGGACGAAGUAAAGCCACAGCUCCACUCCUUCAAGGUCUAAACAAACACCUUCUUGGGACACUCGCCUGCCUCCUGGCACCUUUACGCUUGGCAGCACUCGAGCUAAGUAGCCAGAGAAGGCCCACCUUACAGCAGGUUCUGCCAGUUUAUCUGCGCUUGGAGAAGCUUUUCACAUCUAAAGCUGGGGAGGCUGGAACUGGCACAGCUAGCAAGCUUUGCCACUAUUUUCUGGAGGCACUCAAGGAAAACUUUAAGGUGGAGCGAGCUCACCAAGUGGCCAUGGUCCUGGAUCCACAACUAAAGCUGCGCUCUGUGCCAGCCUAUCAGCACGACGACAUCAUUUCCCGUGCUUGCGAAAUGGCUACCGAGACUCGAGACGGAGGUUUGAGUGCUAGUGGGGGAUCGGGAGGCGAGGAGCGAGAUGUUGAUGGACCUUCAACACCUAAAAGGAGCCGCAUCGAUGGUGGUGGAAAUGGUGGAGGAAACUCUCGAGGGAACAUUUCCUCUUGUGCAAUAUCUGGUAGUGAUGAGAGUCAGAGCCAAGUCAGACAGGAGAUUUUUCAGUACCUGGCUGAGCCUCUUCUCCAGGGUACACCUGAUCUCUUCCAAUAUUGGAGCUCAACAGUGGGUGAGAAGUUCCCUAGGCUGGCUCGCCUGGCAUUGUGGCUGCUAGCAGUGCCAGCUGUAGGUGUACGCAAUGAAUGCGUGACAGUGUGCGAGCAGAGUUUGGCCAUGAAAAGGAGGCAGCAGGUCACUGCUGAGGAGAUGAACAAACUUAUCUUCCUUCGCUCCAACAUGGGUUAG